GCAAAAAGACAGACCGACCCCACAGACGACCCGCUCGAGUUCUCACGCGAAGUCGUGCGCUCUAGUAGCGUUGCCAAACCCCUUCCCGGCCGCCACCGCGGGGACGGCGGCCGGAUGCGCCCCCUCCACGCCGCGGCAUGGCCGUGCGCACUCCACCACCUCCUCCUCCUCCUCCUUGCCUGUGCGUUACAAUCGCCGGCGGCGACGAGCUCCGAUGCCGCCGUCGGCCGCGCGGAAUGGCAUGUCCUGACCAGGGCCAACUUCUCCUCCCAGAUCCGGCUCCACCCGCAUGUCCUCCUCGUCGUCACGAUGCCCUGGUAUGGUGAGUCAAGAUCACUGAUGGCUGAAAUAGAACGUAUGGUUGCUGCUGACGAGCAGGAGCUUGGUCUCCUCAAGUUGAUGGUUGUGUACAGAAAUUCUGAGAAGUUGCUGACGGAUGCUAUUGGUGCCACUGAAGGAAUAAAGUUCCUAUACUACCAACAUUCCGUGCCAUUCAAAUAUCAAGGGAAGCUUCGUGUACGGGAUAUACUGUCUUCAGUACGCUACAUCAUGUCACUUAAGGAGGAGGAGGCCCCGUUUGAGGUUUUGCAUACAAAAGAAGAUGUAGAGAAUUUCAUCGAAUCAACCGAUAAAUCUGUACUCCUUUAUGAAUCCUGUGGAUGGUUCACCAGGUUGGCACAUGAUGGGAACAACCAAAGCAACAAGGCUACUUCAUCAAAAAACCAAACAGAGAAUGUUGAAACAGUUGACAUUUCUGGGAAGACACUAACCAGAGAAUCAGAUGGUCCACUAGAGCUUGUUAUAGAGGAUGAAGAGCUAACCUUUGGAGGUGGGGGUCAGCUUACUGGUUCUCCUUGGCAAGGUGGAUUUACCUUAGCAAAUGAAAGUGUCUCUGAUCAAAUUAAAAACACAAACGAUGGAAAUAGAAAGCUGUGUACAGUGGAAAGGUUCCAUCAGUUUGAAAACUUCUAUGCAAAGCUUACUGCUAUAGCAAGAGAAUAUUUUCACCCUCCAGAAAAAGUUCGAUUUGGUCUUAUAACCGAAAGAUCAUUGUUGCCAUCAUUGGCUGUUGUCAAUGAAGUUAACCAGGAGACAUGGUUCGUCACUAUUCAUUAUCUGGGAUGCACAACUUGUUCAGUUAUUGCGAAAGAAGGGGAUGACCUAAGAAGCCUAGUGCAAUCCCAUCAUAGUCUCGGCAUUAAGGAGGUUGAUGUUGAUGAAAGUGAGGCUAUCUUUCCUGCAAAUAGGCCCUCAGUAAUUCUAUUUAUUGAUAGAUUAUCCCACUCUUCAAAACUCAGAGAUGAAAGCAAAUUAUCGCUCAAGUUACUAAGACAGUAUGUGCAAAAUAAUUAUCCAUUUCGUGUCAGUACUGGAGCUCUAAGUAGUAGUACCUCCAAAAUGCACUCAAAAGCUGCCCCUUUGUUGAUGAAAACAGACGCCCAUUCUGAAACAGCAAGGCUGAAUGCUUGGGCCUCUAAGCUUAUGGCACUUGGGGACAAAAUGUCAGUUAUGGCGGUUAAUGAUGGAGAAAGUAUUUCAUACAGAAGUUCUAGCCAAGUUAGUGGUGGUGAUCCUUUGUACGAUAUUCUAACAAAUUUGCUACAUAAAACAAGACCAGGGCAUAGGUCAAAGAAAACAAGGAUAAGUUUAGUUACAAAAGAUGUUGGCCUAAAGCUGCUGUCAGAUGAUUCCAAAAUCCAAGCGGUUGAGUCUCUAUCAGUUCAAGAGAGUCAACAUGAAAGAACUGAUGAUUCGUUUGCCACUUCAGAUAAUUUUAAUGAUGAUAUUGCUGAAGUUUCUGUGGAUGAAAACAAGGCAAGCAAAACUGAAUAUAUUGAUGAUGCACUAGCACCAAGUAUACUUGAGAAAACUCCCGCAACUUACUCUGACGAACAUGCUAAUGAUCUUGAAUAUAAUGUUACAGAAAUGGAGGGUCAAAGCAAAAGUGAAGCCUUGGAUAUGAGCUCUGAUCUUGAAGAAGAGGUCUCCUAUGAUGUGUAUAGCAGUAGUGAAGUUGGAGGUAUAUUGCAUAAACACAAAGAGGAGAAAACAGUUACAGAAGCUUUGGACAUUUUGGAAUCUGAUGAUAUAAACAUACACAUUAACCAAGAGGAAUCAGGAUCACCAAAUGAGCAAGAUGCUGUAUCUUCAGUCCUGGGUAAAAAAUUCAGAAGAAUUGAGGAUGUCAUUGAUGAGGAUAACACAUUCAAUCUAGAUGAAGGAUCAGAAGAAAGUGAUAGAAAAUGCCGCCCUCAUGCAACAUGUAGCUCUUCCAGCAGUUUUGUAAGAGAUGACACGGGGCAGGUAAUUUCAACUAUAUCUGAUGACCGUUUUGCUGGUUCUUUCUACUUCUUUGAUGGUGGUUAUAGGCUCCUGAGAACUUUAACUGGUGGAUCAAGAAUUCCAUCCCUGGUAAUAAUUGAUCCAAUUCAACAAAAGCAUUAUGUCUUUCCUGAGGAAAGUGAGUUUAGCUAUGUUUCUUUACAAAAUUAUUUUGACAGUUUUAUGAAUCGAAAUCUUCCUUCAUAUCACAAUGCUGCCUCAUCGGCUAUAAGUUCAAAGGAGCUUCCAAGACCACCUUUUGUUAAUCACGAUUUCCAUGAGGCAAAUUCAAUCCCUCAGUUGACAACAAAUAGUUUUUGUCCAUUGGUCUUUGGAUUCAGAGGUUGUGAUUCAAAAAAUGAAGUGCCAUUUUCAAACACUGAAAAUAUUACGUCUGGUUGGAACAAAGAUGUAUUGGUGCUUUUCAGCAACUCCUGGUGUGGGUUUUGCCAGCGGGCAGAGUUGGUCGUCCGUGAGUUACACCGAUCAUUUACAAGCUUUAUGAGUUAUUCAGAUUCUGCAGUUGCAAAUGCUCAAGAUUUGCGCAUCAAAGAGAAAAAUGAAGAAUAUAGCAUGAAGGGCUUUCUAGCGAUUUACAUGAUAGACUGCACAUCAAAUGAAUGCCACCAUUUACUAAAAUCUGCAGGCAUGGAAGAGCUCUAUCCUACAUUACUGCUUUUUCCGGCGGAGAACAAAAGCGCAAUAGCAUAUGAAGGGGGAAUGUCAGUGGCUAAUAUAUUCGAAUUUUUGGAGUCUCAUGUGAGGAAUUCUCGCCAUCUAUUUGAAUAUAAAGGAUUUCUGUGGAAGAAGAGAAUGGCAACAAAACAUGAUGCACCGCAUGCAAUUCAAUUUCACAUUGAUGAUAAAAGCUACAGCAGUGUUGGUUAUGAUUUACCAAGUCAUGCAGAUGUCGUUACGGGUUCCAUCCUCACUGCCACUGAGAGGCUAGGGACCACAGUUCCUUUUGAUGACUCCAGAGUGCUCAUUGUAUCAGCUGAUUCUCAAGAGGGCUUCAUUGGCUUGAUCAUCAACAAGCGAUUAAGCUGGGGUGUCUUCAAGAAUCUGGAUGGCUCGAUGGAACCUAUCAAGCACGCCCCUCUUUUCUACGGUGGGCCUGUUGUGGUGCAAGGCUACCACCUUGUGAGUUUGUCAAGAGUAGCCUGGGAGGGGUACAUGCAAGUCAUACCAGGUGUCUAUUAUGGGAAUAUAAUUGCCACAAGCCGGGUAAUCACACAAAUCAAGUCGGGCGAGCAAUUUGUCAGUGACUUGUGGUUUUUCCUAGGCUACUCCGGGUGGGGAUACAGCCAACUUUUUGAUGAACUAUCUGAAGGAUCAUGGCAAGUCAGUGGGAAGCCGAUUGGGCAUUUGGACUGGCCGGAGAGUUGAAAGGACACUCUGGACCUCUGCUGUUUCUCCGAGGAACAUUUUUGGUCAAUCUUGCAUAUAUCUGCUCACACUGCAACGUAACAUUGUACUACACCUUUUGGAUUAGAGACAUAGCACUGCGUUUUCACAGCAUUUUAGCACUGUACUAAGGUCACAAUUUUUUGAUACGGCGUACUUUAUUAUUGAAUCCUGUCUUUGCUGC
Molecule: messenger RNA, 3910 nt
Organism: Phragmites australis (common reed)
Lineage: Eukaryota; Viridiplantae; Streptophyta; Magnoliopsida; Poales; Poaceae
Exons: 8
Coding region: 115-3708 (1197 amino acids)
Source: RefSeq, a predicted model, not a curated record